AUGAUGGUGCCAGACUACACCCUGAUUGCUGAGAUCAUGCUCUAUGCCGAAGGCUUUGGCGCGGCAAAAGUGCUGAGCGGCAAGUUUACGAAUCUGUACAAGUUGUCUUCGGAACAAUUGUCCAAGCAAGACCACUACGACUUCGGAAUGCGAGCUGUGAAGUCAGUCCUCGUCAUGGCCGGCAGCUUGAAGCGAGCAGACCCAGAUGAGGAUGAGAACAUCUUGCUGAUCCGAGCCAUGCGUGACUCCAACGUUCCGAAGUUCCUGUCAGACGACCUGCCGCUCUUCUUUGCAAUCGUCAACGAUCUCUUCCCGGGCAUCGAAGUGCCGUACUACGAUUACGGUGCCCUGCAGGUGGAAAUCGAGCGGGGGCUGCAAAAGCAGCACUUGCAGGUCCACGACAAGCUUGUGACCAAGACCAUCCAGCUUUUCGAGACCUUCAUGGUCCGUUUCGGCGUCAUGCUUGUUGGGCCAACGCUUGGUGGCAAAAGCGUGGACUACAAAACCCUCGCGAUUGCGUUGACACAGCUCCGGGAGGACCAGAACCCGGACGAACGAUACCAAAAGACCCGGUACACCUGUUUCAACCCCAAGGGCAUCACCAUGGGCGAGCUGUACGGCGAGAACAACGAGUUAACCCAGGAGUGGACAGACGGCCUUGGAAGCAGGAUCAUGCGAGGAUUCCAGACUGAGGAGAACAAUGACUACAAGUGGACGGUUUUCGAUGGGCCCGUGGAUGCCAUUUGGAUCGAAAACAUGAACACGGUCCUGGAUGACAACAUGACUCUUUGCCUGGCCAACGGCGAGCGUAUCAAGCUGAACUGGACGAUGCGCAUGCUCUUCGAAGUGGAGGACCUCCGUGUGGCCUCCCCCGCGACGGUCUCUCGAUGUGGCAUGGUGUACCUCACGCCCUCGGAUCUGGGAUGGGAGCCCUUCGUGCGCACUUGGCUGAGUGGAUUGCCGGACGAGCUGUACGGUGAAAAGGCGAAAGACAUGAUCUGGAGCUACUUCGAUGCUCACGUGCAGCGAGGCCUCGACUUUCUGCGGAAGAAUGGCUCAGAGCCUGUGAUCACGCAGGACACGCAGCUGGUGAUCUCCCUCUGCCGCCUCUUCCAGUCCGUGAUGAACGAAGAGGCGGCAACGGCCAACAGCUGCGCCUCCAAAGAUGCUCAGGUCGCCGAGGGGGAGCAAGUCCUGGCUCCGCGCAAGCUUUCCGGCAUGGAGGCCGCUGAGUUUGAGAAGUUCCUCCAGCCGACUUUCUGUUUCGCUUUCACCUGGACAAUCGGGGGCAGCUGUGAUGCCAAGACACGGGGAAUGUUCGCCAGAGAGAUCGAGAAUUGGUUCCCGAAUGUGUCCAUGCCAAGAGGCGGAGGUCCCUAUGACGGUUUCAUCAACUACCACGAAGGCCCGAAGUGGAAGUCUUGGACCGACAUUGUGCCGAAGUUCCUGUUCCAAGAGGGGGUUUCCUACUUCCAGCUUUUGGUUCCCAACCCGGACACCGUGCGCUUCUCCUACGUCAUGGACAGAAUGAUGACAACGCAGAACUCAGUGUUCCUCACGGGCAACUCCGGCGUGGGCAAGAGCGUCAAUGUUGCCGCCCUCUUGGAGAAGAUGAAAGAGGUUGCGGCCGUCAUGCCCGUUUUCAUGACCUUCAGUGCUCAGACGAAGGCAUACGAAACUCAGAUCAACAUCGAAAGCAAGCUCGAGAGAAAGAGAAAGACCCUGCUGGGUGCUCCUGUGAACAAGACGGUGGUGAUCCUCAUCGAUGAUGUGAACAUGCCGCUCGUGGAAGAAUAUGGUGCGCAGCCUCCAAUCGAGCUGCUGAGGCAAUUCCAAGACCAGAGGGGUUUCUUCGACCGGAAGAAGCAUGAGUGGAAGGAUAUCGAGAACACCACUUUGCUGCUGUGCGCCGCCCCACCAGGUGGUGGCCGUAACUCGAUGACUGCCAGAUUCACGCGGCACUCCCAGGUGCUGUGCAUGCCACCAACCAGUGAGGAGGCCAUGUCCACAAUCUUCGGAUCCAUUAUUUCCGGAUUCCUGCAGCGCUUCAAAAGCGAGGUUCAGGGCUUGGCCAACGCAUCGGUCCAAAGCACGAUCGAGAUGUACAACAAGUGUGGCGACGAGCUUCUGCCAACCCCAACCCGACCGCACUACACCUUCAACCUGCGAGAUGUGUCGAAGGUGUUCCAGGGACUUCUCAUGGUCAAGCCGAUGCACGUGACGAACGCAGAAGCUUUCACGAGGCUUUGGUACCACGAGCUUUCAAGAGUCUUCUGUGACCGUCUUAUCAACAAAGCGGACAAGGAGUGGUUCUACAAGGCGGCGGCCGAACAACUGAAGUCCAGGUUCAGAGUCUUGGAUACCGAUCCAGAGAUCUGGAAUGCCUUGAUGUGGUGCAACUUCCUCCGUCCGGUAGAGUCCCGAGUCUACGAGGAAGCCAAGGACAAGACGAAGGUGCAAAAGGUGCUGGAAGACGCAAACGACGAGUAUAACCUCUCGCACACAGCACAGAUGAAUCUGGUUUUCUUCCAGGACUGCGUGGAGCACAUCAACCGCAUUGCGAGGGUGUUGGCGCAGCCCAGAGGAAAUCUCCUCCUGGUUGGUGUUGGAGGUAGUGGGCGGUCAAGUUGCGCAAAAAUAUGUGCUUGCAUGUCUGAGACCAACGAGUUCAACAUUGCCUUGACGAAGGGCUACGGCAUCGAUGCCUUCCGCGAAGAUGAGAAGAAGUUCCUUAUCUCCGCAGGAGCAGGAGCCGCCAAGGCAACGAUGUUCCUUCUCAGCGACACGCAGAUCAUCAACGAAACCUUCCUCGAGGACAUUAACAACAUCCUCAAUGCGGGAGAGGUCCCGAAUCUCUUCCCGAACGAUGAGAUCGACAGAGUCAUUGCCGACACAAGGCCGAGAGCGAAGGAGCUGGGACGAAGUGAGGCCAAAGACGCAGUGUGGGCAUUCUUUGUGGAGAGUGUGCGAGACAAUCUGCACAUCGUCCUGACCAUGUCGCCUGUUGGAUCAGCUCUGAGGGUGAGAAUGCGAAUGUUCCCAGCACUGGUGAAUUGCUGCACCAUCGACUGGUUCCUUCCUUGGCCAGACGAGGCCUUGCUGGGCGUCUCAGCCCGACAGUUAUCUGGAAUGCAAGGCAUCAGUGACGAAUUGAAGGACUCGGUCUCACAGGCGUGCUGCUUCGUGCACCAGGAAGUCAUUCGAACAUCUGCAGUAUUCGAGGAACGACUCAGGCGCAAGGUCUACGUGACGCCCAAGUCGUACCUGGACCUCAUCAGCUUGUAUUUGGAGAUGAUCCAAGAGAAGAAGGAAGAGAAGGACGUGUCGCUCAAGCGCCUGCAAACAGGAGUUGACAAGAUUGACGAGGCGAACGAGUUUGUGAACAACUUGCAAGAAGAGCUCACCAAGCUGGCCCCUGUGAUUUCGCAGAAGAUCAAGGAGGCAGACGAGCUCGUUCCGGUCGUCACAGAGGAGCAGAAGAAGGCUGAAGUUAUUAAGGAGAAAGUCUCCAGCGAGGAGGUCAUUGUCAGGAAGCAGGCCGACGAAGUGAAGGCUAUUGCAGACGAUGCGCAAAGGGACCUGGACAUUGCCAUGCCAGCCCUUGAAAGUGCGCUGAAGUCCCUGGAUGCCUUGGACAAGAAAGAUAUCCAGGAGAUCAAGUCCUUCGCCAAGCCUCCGCCGCUCGUGAUGCUGACUAUGGAGGCAGUGAAUGUCCUUCUGCAAGAGAAGCCCGAUUGGGACACGGCCAAAAAAGUGCUGAACCGGCCGACCUUCCUGCAAGACUUAAAGGCCUAUGACAAGGACAACAUUCCAGAGAAGGUCCUAAAGCAGCUGACAAAGUACGUCACGAAGCCGGAGUACACCGUUGAAGCCGUUGGUAACCAAAGCAAGGCUGCGAAAAGCCUCUGCAUGUGGACCUACGCGAUGGACACGUACUCCAAGGUGGCAAAGGAGGUCGAGCCGAAGAAGCAGAAGGUGGCCGAGUUGAAUGACAAGUUAGCCAAGGCGAAUGCAGAGCUGAAGGCAAAGCAAGACAACCUCCACGAGGUUGAGUCGCAAGUUGCCGCUUUGCAGAAGAAGUUGAACGACACCGUGUCCGAGAAGGACCGGCUGGUGGCAGAGGCGCAGCUCACCAAGGACCGACUGGCACGGGCUGACAUCUUGACGGUCGGCUUGAAGGAUGAAGGCAUCCGCUGGCGUGAGACGGUAGCGAGCAUCCGACAAGACAUCAUCAAUCUCACUGGCGACGUUUUCUUGUCGUCAGCAUCGAUUUCCUACUACGGGCCCUUCACCGGUAACUACCGCAACGACAUCGUCGAUGCAUGGUUGACGGAGCUGAAGCGACUCCAGAUCCCCAGUGGUGAGACCUUCGACCUACGCGAGGUCAUGGGAAACCCAGUGGAGAUCCGCGAGUGGAACCUGCAGGGAUUGCCAACAGAUGCUGUCUCCAUCAACAACGGUGUCAUGGUCGUUCGUGGCAAGCGCUGGCCUUUGAUGAUAGACCCCCAGUCGCAGGGCAACAAGUGGAUCAAGAAGAAGGAGGGCAAGGAGUUGAAGACCCUGAAGAUGACGAACCCCAAGAUGCUGUUGAUUCUGGAAGGCUGCAUCCGGACUGGUGCUCCGAUGCUGAUGGAGGACAUCGAAGAAACCCUGGAUCCGGCCCUCGAGCCUGUGUUGCUCAAGGCUGUCUACGAAGACAACAACCGCCUGCAAAUCAAGCUCGGCGACAGCGAGGUGGACUAUGACAAGAACUUCCUCUUCUACAUGACCACAAAGAUGCCGAAUCCCCACUACUUCCCAGAGGUGUGCAUCAAGGUCACUGUGAUUAAUUUCACGGUGACCUUCGAUGGUCUGGAGGAGCAGCUUCUCAAUGAGGUCGUUUCGAAGGAGAUCCCCGAAACGCUCCAGAGGAGGGUAGAGCUAAUGCUGCAGCUUGCCGACGACAAGAAGGUGCUGAAACAGCUUGAGGACAAGAUCCUGAAACUGCUCUCCGAGUCGAGCGGCAACAUUCUCGACGACCAGGUGCUAAUCAGCACGCUGGGAGAGUCCAAAGAGACGUCCAUAGCAGUUAACGAGCGGGUCAAGGCUGCAGAGGAAGCCGCAGUGGAGAUUGAUGCGGCUUGCAAGCAAUACACGGAGGUCGCGACACGCGGAAGCAUUCUCUAUUUUGUGAUUGCAGAUCUCGCCAACAUCAACCCGAUGUAUCAGUUCAGUCUGUUUUACUUCGUGCGGCUGUUCAAGAAUUGUAUGGACAAGGCAGCCAGAAGUGAUGACAUUGACAUUCGCAUGACAAACCUGGCCAACCAGAUUUUGAACGGCAUCUUCCAAAAUGUAUGCAGAGGCCUCUUCGAAGACAACAAGCUCACCUGCUCCUUCCUGAUCGCCACUGCGCUCCAGCGCCAUGCUGGUGAGAUUACGGGGCCGGAGUGGUCGCUGCUGCUCAGGGGACUGGGCCUUCUGGACAUGUCGCAAAAGCCACCAAACCCGGAUCCAGACUUCUUCACUGAGAAGAUGUGGGACUAUAUGUACGCCAUCCAGCAGUACUCUCCGGGACGUUGUCCGGAUCUCUGUCAGCACAUGGCCGACAAUCUGGAGGAGUGGAAGACGUGGGUCCGCCAUGAUACUCCUCAUCUGCUGAAGCUGCCAGCAGAUUAUGAUGAGCUCAAUCAGCUUCAUUACUUCCACUACCUCCUGCUUCUGAAGGGCCUGGCACAGGAGAAGCUCUUGGUGGCCAUUCAAGAGCACACUCGGAGGUGCUUGGGGGAGAACUUCAUCAUCUUCCCCACGGCCACGGUGGCCGAGCUUUAUGCGGAUUCGACGCGCAGCACACCGAUUGUCUUCGUGUUGUCGACGGGCGCAGAUCCGACAUCCAUGUUGCUGCGCUUCGCGCAAGAGCUGGACAUGGCGUCGACCAUGGGCGUGAUCUCCCUUGGCCAGGGCCAGGGGCCGAAGGCCAUCAAGAUGGUCGACGAGGCUUGCAAGAAGGGCACCUGGGUGCUGCUGCAGAAUUGCCAUCUGUACAAGACUUUCAUGCCACAGCUGGAGAAGAUGUGCGAGACUCUCGAGGAGUCCAACAUGAUCCACAAGGACUUCCGCUUGUUCUUGACGAGCAUGCCGGCAGCCUAUUUCCCGGUACCAGUGCUGCAGAACGGCAUCAAGCUUACAACGGAGCCACCAAAGGGUCUGCGCGCAAACGUGAUGCGAUCCUUCCUUCCGAUGACGGAAGACCAGCUCAGCGACUCGUCGAAAGACAAGGAGUGGCGAAAGCUUCAAUUCGGCCUGAAGUUCUUCCACGCCGUCAUUCAGGAGAGGCGCAAAUUCGGACCACUGGGAUGGAACAUCCGCUACGAGUUCAACGACUCAGACCUGGAAACUUCUACCACGAUCACCCACAACAUGCUGGAGUUGGAUGGACCGAUCCCGUGGGACACGCUCCUCUUCGUUAUCGGGCAUAUCAACUACGGUGGCCGUGUCACCGACGACAACGACAGGAAGUGCUUACUCGCCAUCCUGGAGAAGUACGUGACUCCAAAGAUCCUUGAGCCCGGCUACACCUUCUCCGAGAGUGGAACUUACAGGUGCCCGGACAAUUCGGACACGGCCGACAUCGAGUCCUGGCGGAAGUUUGUUGCCAGCUUCCCCCUGGCGGAGCAGCCAGAGGUCUUCGGAAUGCACGACAAUGCGAACAUCAGCUUCAUGAGUCAGGAGUCCGAGAAAGUCCUGAAUACGGUGCUGUCAAUCCAGCCCCGAGAGGCCGGGGGUGGCGGAGGCAAGAGUUCGGAAGAGAUCGUCCUCGAAAUCUCGGCCGAGCAGGAGUCGCGACUCCCGGAACGUCUGCAUACGGAGAACGCGCAUCCGGAUAGCUUUGCGAUGAGCGAGGAGACCGGCUUGAUGACAUCCCUGGGGACGUGCCUCACACAGGAGAUGGCCCGAUUCAACCGCCUCCUGCAGCAGCUGACAUUGACUUUGAAGCAGCUCCAGAAGGCAGUCAAGGGCAUCAUUGUCAUGACUGGAGAGUUGGAUGAUAUGUACAACUCCCUUCUGAACAACAGCGUGCCGAACCUUUGGAUGAAGGAUGGCAUCGGCUACCCCUGUCUGAAGCCUUUGAACUCCUGGUUCGAGGACAUGAUCCUCCGCUUUGACUUCUUCCGAGACUGGAUCGAAGGUGGUAUCCCGGUGGCUUACUGGAUCUCGUCUUUCUACUUCCCCCAGGGCUUCCUGACCUCCGUCCUCCAGGGCCACUCCCGCAAGGAGCUGAUACCGGUGGAUCAGCUUUCGUUUGAGUUCGUGAUGCAGGACACCUCUGACCCUCAAGAGCUGGAAGGUGCCCCUGCCGAGGGGAUCUACAUCCAUGGCUUGUUCAUGGAUGGCGCAGCCUGGAGCUUCGAAGAUAUGGCGAUCGAUGAUCAAGAAUUUGGCACGAUGUUUGUGAAGUCGCCGGUCAUCAACUUCAUCCCUUGGAAGGACAAGAAGCCCAACAACGAGAAGUACCGCUGCCCCAUCUACAAGACCUCGAUCCGCGCGGGCACCCUGUCCACCACGGGCCACUCCACGAACUUCGUCUUGGCCAUCGAGGUGGAGACGCUGAAUGACCCAGCCUACUGGACCCUGAAGGGACACCUGCACAAUUUAGCAGAGUCCAAGCAUGCCCUCGCCAACUUCCCAGCCAAGCAGCUACCCGUGACUAGCACGCUUCGUGACUCCUUUCGGCGAUUGCCACAUCGUGCGGGCCUUUUCUACUGUGCUGGCCUGGCUGGGAAGAUGAACUGGCUUCUUGUGAGGCACGUUCCCGCUGCCAGUCGAUGCGUGGUCUUCUUUCCCGGGGACAUCAGUGACUUUGCCAACAAACAUGCGCCCUACAGCUACUCGCUGGAGGGUCUGCUGUGGGUGCUCUGCAGCAAAUAUCCAGAGGAGACGGUCAUCUUGGUUAAGCCACGCAUGAUGCUGGACCACUUUGCGAUCUACGCGAACUUCAUGAUGGUUGAUGGCAUGGGAAACCCAAGGCAUCUCACCGAUCAGAGAAGUGAGGCCGACGUCUCUGCAGAAGACUACGAUCUUCCCGCAGCUGGUCAUCUUUGUCAACUGCUCAAAUCAUUGGGCAAAGAGCUUGGCCAGGAAGUACCAGCCCACUUGGUCCUCGUUGGCUUUAGCAAAGGUGCUGCAGUACUCAACGCUCUGAUGCGGGACGUGCAGGAUGAGCUCUGGUCGACAGUUCGUACAGUGCACUUUGUCGAUGCUGGGCUCGCCAUCCCAGGUGUUUUCCCGCUACGAGGGGAGGAACUUCAGAAGGUGAGCAAAGCAGCACCCCCCGAACUCGAGAUUUGGCUCCACUGCACGCCGCGUCAAAUACAGGAUGAAUCGCGUCCGUUUGUCGCGCACGAGCACGAUGCCUUUGAAGCCAAAUGCAAGGCACUUGGCGUUGCCGUCCAGAGGAGGCUCUAUGCAGCUGGACUGCCCAUUAGUCUAGACAUGCACUUCGACGCCCUCCGCUGCUUCCUGACAAGCAGCGAAGAUCAGGACGGAGGUGACCGGCGUUGCGGCUUCUUCCAAGCCUGGAGAGCCGUCGCGGAGGCAGCGGACGACGAGAGGACAUGA
Symbiodinium sp. CCMP2592 is the source of this 8595-nucleotide messenger RNA. NCBI's taxonomy places the organism in Eukaryota, Dinophyceae, Suessiales, Symbiodiniaceae. The record is from the annotation of a GenBank genome assembly.